Messenger RNA from Vespula vulgaris, 1147 nucleotides. RefSeq lists its product as uncharacterized. Gene Ontology annotation, molecular function: DNA binding. The record is from RefSeq and is a predicted model, not a curated record. Gene Ontology annotation, biological process: nucleosome assembly. NCBI's taxonomy places the organism in Eukaryota, Metazoa, Arthropoda, Insecta, Hymenoptera, Vespidae. Gene Ontology annotation, cellular component: nucleosome. The coding region runs from base 438 to 989 and encodes 183 amino acids. The transcript has 2 exons.
AAUAUGCAAUUAUUCUCAACAUUAAUUAAAAUUUGCAGGAACGUAUGAAAAUUUUGUUUGGCGUCUACGAAAGCGUGAAAUACGAAAUGGUUACAAUUAUUUUCUUUAUUUUCCAACGAUAACGUUUUCCCCUCGUAGCUCAAUUCACGUAUACGAUAUUUCGACCAAUGAAACGGCGUAUCGCAAUUUGAUAAACGAUCAGAAAAUUGGAAAACAAACGAAAGGAAACGACGUGGGUAAAAAUAUUAUUAAAAACAAAGUCCACAUUUGACAUGUCAACGAUGGAAGAAAAAUUUGUCGAGUGAUCGAAAUGAAUUUUUCGAUUCGAUAGAAAUUUAAUGAUACAAAUUACGAGUACCUGUUCAGUGUUAUCGUCGGACUGCGAAUAAAAAAAAAAAAAAUAAAAAAAAAGGAAAAAAAAAUUCGUCAUCUGGCGCAUGGCGCGGAAAAAUAGAAGGAAAACUAGAAAGUUCGUGCAAAAACACGUUAGAAGAAAAUGGCCGAAGCCGAUGAGAAUAGCGGCUCUUAUCGUAUCAGCGAUUCAAGAUCUUCGAGAGACGAAAGGAUCUACAACGAAGAAGAUUAUAGCUUACAUUAGAUGUGCUUCCGAUUUGCCUGAAAAACGUGUUAAGAGACAGGUUAAGGCGGCAUUAAGACGUGGCGUAGAAUAUGGAAUUCUACGAAGAUAUCGAGGACACUAUUUUCUGCCUAUCGGCGACGAGGUGGAUCGAGCGAAUCGAAUAGCAGUUAGAUUUGCCAGACUGCCAUCGCCUUCGAGACCAUCCGCAAAAUCGAGAAACGUUGGCCUUCGCAAAACGCCAGCCACGAGGGAUCGUAAGAAAGGGCGGAGACGAUUCGCUAACAGAAGUGGAAAUAGCGUUGCCGAGGGCAAAAGCCCAAGAAAGUCACGUUCCCUUCCCUUCUCAACGACAACGACGGCGACGAGCUUCGUGGGAAUACCGGAAGCCAACGACAUUUCUGCCGAAUAAGACGAUUCGAGACGUCGAUAAGGGCUUUUCUAAACUUGCAGAUUGUUGUACUUACAUUUUGUAAAACGUCACUUAUACACUCGUAUUUUCUCGUCCAAAUCGAACCUAAAGAAAAAAAGAACAAAUCGACAAAAAGGAAACUUGUUUUUAUCGACAUA